Messenger RNA from Solanum lycopersicum (tomato), 989 nucleotides. Its product is annotated as protein translation factor SUI1 homolog 1. Gene Ontology annotation, biological process: translational initiation. Lineage: Eukaryota; Viridiplantae; Streptophyta; Magnoliopsida; Solanales; Solanaceae. Gene Ontology annotation, molecular function: RNA binding; translation initiation factor activity. The record is from RefSeq and is a predicted model, not a curated record.
AUAACUGAAAGAUAAUUUUGGCACCUGAAAUUCCAACAAAAGUCCAAAUGUGUGGAUCAAUACAAAAGUUGAUUUUUUUUUCUUUUUUCUAUAUAAACAUUUUCUCUCUAUAUAUAUACUCACGUUUCAUUUUUUUCCCCCUACAUUUUCAUACAAUUUACAAAAAUUAUAAAUUAAAAAUUCUCAAGAUUUCCAGUUUCAUCUCUUCACCACCCACCCCUAUCUCUGUUUCUUGUUUUGGUUAGCUGGAAUUUUGCAUUCAAGGUUUGUUCGUCGUGCUUCUGAAAGCUAGGUUCAUGUCUGAGCUCGAUAUCCAAGUCCCUACCACCUUUGAUCCGUUCGCUGAUGCAAAUGCUCAGAACUCAGGCGCUGGUGCGAAGGAGUAUGUGCAUAUCCGCGUUCAGCAGAGAAAUGGAAGGAAAAGUCUGACCACCGUUCAAGGCCUGAAGAAAGAAUUCAGCUACAACAAGAUUCUCAAGGACCUCAAGAAAGAGUUCUGUUGCAAUGGUACCGUUGUGCAAGAUCCAGAACUCGGACAGGUUAUCCAGCUUCAGGGCGAUCAGCGGAAGAACGUGUCAACCUUUCUCAUACAGGCUGGCAUUGUGAAGAAGGAUAACAUCAAGAUUCAUGGUUUCUAAACACAAUCAAAGAGAGGGGAUUGAUGCACAUUUUGUGAUUGCAACAUUCACUGUUUGUUUACAUUACAUCAAGCGCGCUACGAGCAACGUUUUUCUUCAAUAUAUAUAUGGCAGAAGCUUGGUAUACUAGUAGCUUGUUGAUGAUCAGUAUAUAUCAAAAGUUGUAUGGUGAAUCCCCAAUGGAGAUGGAGAAUCAGCCCAAAAGUUUACAAGAUCAUUAUAUUCUAUUUUGGAUGAACAUUAUAGUAUUUGUCAUUUUGUAUAUAGUUUACUUAUACGAUCAAUAUACAUUUGCUUAUUUCAUGAGCUUCUUGUUGGUGCUUAAUGUAUUAACUAUUUCGUCCGUUUCAA